Molecule: messenger RNA, 234 nt
Organism: Haemonchus placei
Lineage: Eukaryota; Metazoa; Nematoda; Chromadorea; Rhabditida; Trichostrongylidae
Source: the annotation of a GenBank genome assembly
AACGAUAACGAAGAAAAACAAGGCUAUUUACCCUAACUGGUCCUGGUUUUGAACCAAAAUCUUCUUUGCUGAUUUCGCUCAUGUGAUGAGGAUCAGCGCCAACUUUUUCUAGUACUCGACAUGUGGCUUGCAUUAAUUGCGUGUGGUCCUCAUGGCCCAGCGUUACUAUCCGUUCCUGCGAGCUUUGAGCCUCAGUGGAACCUGCCUUCGGAAAUACCUGCAAGAAGGGAAUAA